GAAUCAUUGCAUUUCAGGGUUAUAAGAAAAUGAAAGCACUCCCCUUUUUGGUUAAAACCCCAAAUUUGGUCUCUCAACAGUUCCUCAACUUAAAAAUCCUUCAUUUAAUCCCUAAAAUUUGACAUUUUGGCUUUUCUGUCCUCCGUUAACUAUUUGCUUACGUGUCGUUAACUAUUUGCCUAUGUUUCUUGUUACCUAACGGAAAACAACUUUUUUUCUUUUUACAUAAACAUGAAAAUUAUCUCGAGAUGGUACCACACGAUUUAGUGUUAUACAAUUAGACUCUGAUGGGCACUUAAGUGCCUUCUGGCAAACAACAUCAGAGUGGGAUAAAGCCUAUGAUUUGUUUGAGGGCCUUGAUUCAUGUAGUUACCCGUUGGUGUGCGGAAAAUAUGGAAUUUGUUCAUCGGGAGGAUCCUGCAGCUGCCCAGAAGCAGAUAAAAACAGAGUUACAUAUACGUAUUUCAGGCAGAUAAAUUCUUCACAGCAAAAUUUUACGUGUUCUCCAUAUAAUCCAGUAUCUUGUGAGUCUCCUAACCAAAGUCUUCUUGAAGUCAAUGACGUUGAUUUUUCUCUCACCGAUUUGAUGCGAGGUAAUUAUCAUAGAACAAGCAAAGAGAGCUGCAAGCAAGGCUGUUUAAAGAACUGUUCUUGCAAGUAUGCUCUUUUUAUAGAUGAACAUGAUAGUAAUUUCUCAUCCCUUGGCCAGUGCCUUUUUAGAUCUGAAGUUUUGUCAUUCAAGAGAGUGGAUACAUCUCACAAUCAAUCUCUCUUUUUAAAGGUGCAAAGUUUUCCAAGUGCACAGAUUCAUCCAUUGCCAGUUUCACCUAAAAAAGGGAGGAGACAGAAUGUUGGAGUUAUACUUGGAUCCAUUCUUGGAGCCUCUUUUAUUGUGCUUGUUAUUAUCUGCAUCGUGUCUUUCCUAGAAAUUAAAAAGGAUGGGAAGGAUGUUGAGGAGGAUUAUCUGGGCCACAUAUCAGGAGCACCCUCAAGAUUCUCUUAUGAAGAAUUAAAGGGUGUAACUAACAACUUUAACAACAAGCUUGGUGAGGGAGGAUUUGGUUGUGUUUUUCAAGGAAAAUUACGUGGUGGUGCUCAAGUUGCUGUGAAGUACCUUGACGGUUUUGGUUUUGUAAAGAAGUCAUUUGUAACUGAAGUUGAGACCAUAGGAAGCAUUCACCAUUUCAACUUGGUACGGUUAAUUGGAUUUUGUGCUGAGAAAUUCCGCAUGCUUUUGGUUUAUGAGUACAUGUGUAAUGGGUCAUUGGAUCAGUGGAUCUUCUGCAGUGACAAAAAGCUUUCUCUUGGUUGGCGGUGCAGAAGGAAGAUCAUUCUAGACAUAGCCAAGGGUCUAGCAUAUCUUCAUGAAGGAUGCAGGCAGAAAGUAAUUCACUUCGAUAUCAAACCCCAAAACAUCCUUUUGGAUGAGAAUUUCAAUGCCAAGGUUUCUGAUUUUGGGUUGUCUAAGCUAGUAGGAAGAGAGCAAAGCCAAGUUGUGACAACAAUGAGGGGAACACCAGGAUACAUGGCCCCUGAGUGGUUGAACUCGGUAAUCACAGAAAAGGUAGAUGUAUACAGCUUUGGUAUUGUUGUUCUGGAAAUUUUAUGUGGCAGAAAAAAUGUUGAUCGAUCCCUUCCAGAAGAGGAUGGCCAUUUGGUAAGUGUUUUUAAGAGAAAGGCUGAGGGUGGUGAACUUCUGGAUCUAAUGGAUAGGUACAAUGAGGAGAUGCAAUCAAAUGCAGCAGAGGUAAUGGAGACGAUGAAAGUUGCGGCAUGGUGUUUGCAAAGUGAAUAUGCGAAGAGGCCUUCAAUGUCCAUUGUGGUGAAGUUCCUAGAGGGCAAAAUGGAUGGUGAAAAUGAGUGUGAUUUCUCAAAUCCACCAGUUCCGGCUGAAGUAGGAACCAUCGGACACCCAACGGAUACAGCUGCUUGGAUUUCAUCUAUUUUAUCUGGUCCAAGGUGAUGAUGAUGUGGGGAAGAGAGGACAUUAAAUGAUUUAGCUCUUGGCUUCAUUUCUUCCUGCCAAUUGCUUCAAGUAUUUGAGAAAGACUUGACCACCCGAUUAGCACGUUCAGGAGUACAGACUGACUCUGAAAAGCUAAGUCCUUUCCUUGUGUCCUUUUUUCUGUCCAUUGUAAAAUUUUCAUUUUUACUUUGUAGAGAGAUUAGUUGCAGUACUUUUGGUUCAUGUUGAUUCUUAGUUUAAUUUCUGCAAUGUACUAUUAGCUGCUUCAAAUUUGUGUUGCACCUCUAAUAAUUUAAUUCUAGACAA
Messenger RNA from Rubroshorea leprosula, 2272 nucleotides. Lineage: Eukaryota; Viridiplantae; Streptophyta; Magnoliopsida; Malvales; Dipterocarpaceae. The record is from the annotation of a GenBank genome assembly.